Messenger RNA from Durusdinium trenchii, 848 nucleotides. NCBI's taxonomy places the organism in Eukaryota, Dinophyceae, Suessiales, Symbiodiniaceae. The record is from the annotation of a GenBank genome assembly.
GAUCCUAGCCAGCUCCUAGCCAGUAGUGGUGCCCAUCCAUCCGACCUGUUCCAAUGGCCCUUCCGUUCAUUGUCGGCCCGCACCAAUGCUCUCUCACUCAUGGGCCAGAAGGUCGCCCCCAAGUGGAGGUCACCUUUCGAAUGCGGUUGCCCACUGCAGAGUUUAUUGAUGCGCUUACUGUCGCUUGCGGAGCAACGUCUUUUGUUCCAACAGACAAGUCUGCCCGCCACGAAGGCCACACCUGCCCCAGUCAGCGCAUGGUCUCCGGUGGGCAGUGGUGGAAGCAUGAACAAAGGCACAACAAGCACAGGCGGGUGACGCGGGCUCCCACCACAAGGACACAAAGCGCCAAGCUCCUAGCACACGCAAACCGGCACACAAAGCGGCUCCCAGAUGUGGACCCAACACAUGCGAAGCUGCUCGCCACGCUCUCGCGCGCAGUAGCUGUCCCAGAAGCGGCUGCUCCCAAGCCGAAGGUGGUCCGGACACCUCCGGACACUUCCAGCUACGAAGGAACACGACAUAGUACCAGCACCGAGCCUCAGGAUGCUCACUUUAGCAGGCAGGCUGACAGCAGCGCUGCGCCUACGCAACACCGACCUCCCGGCGGAAACAUACAAAGCAAUCCAGGAGAGGAUCACGCAAUGGGCUUUCGCCCUCCCCCUCGACCUUUUGCGCAUCCGCAGAAAUGUCCGGUUCAGUGAGCUCAUCAUUGAGAGCUUCCACCUCCGGUGAAAAGCAAUCUUUGAUCGUCACCAGAAGGCAAGGUUUGCUGAUAGCGGAUUGCAGGGAUUCCAGUUUGGAAGCAUAGGGCUCUAUCAUGGAAGCACUCGACAUGGCAGGAUCAC